Thecamonas trahens ATCC 50062 is the source of this 2289-nucleotide messenger RNA. RefSeq lists its product as uncharacterized. NCBI's taxonomy places the organism in Eukaryota, Apusomonadida, Apusomonadidae. The record is from RefSeq and is a predicted model, not a curated record. Bases 1 to 2121 code for a protein of 706 amino acids. Gene Ontology annotation, molecular function: protein binding. The transcript has 2 exons.
AUGGCUGAUCAUCUCAUUCGCCUUGUCCUCGAUCCGCUCGUCUCACACUCGCCGGCCUCGUCUCUGUCAACCGCCUCGCAUUCUACAGCUUCUGCUGCGUACUCGGUCGGGACAAAGGCUGUGACUCUGCCGCAUGAACGCGAGCGCGCAGCGGCCCAGAUCGGCUCGCCUUCGGUUCUCAACGACAAGGUCAAGCCACACAUGCGCGAUACGGCAUCUUUUGUCCGCAAGCGUAACGCAAGCUCGCCGUAUCGUAAGCGUGCGCCCAAAGCUGUGCAUCGCGUCCUCCAUCCCCAGGACGUCCGUGUCCAUGCAGACGCCGCUCGCGCCCGCACGGCAGACUCGCCCAUGUCCGCCUACUCGGAGUCCGAUCGCGCCGCCAUCGUGGCCAUUCAAGCUGCUCGUCAGGCAAAGGCAUAUGCGCUCCAAGUCGGCGUCAUCUUUCGCGACGUAGAGACCGCCGCAGUCGCCGGCUCGGCCCUUGCCACCAACUUUCAGUCCGAGCUCAACUUUAAGGACGAGAAGGCCAAGGCCAAGGCCCACCGCGCCCGGUCCACCUCGCUGCGCUCUCUGGCGGGUCCGCUGGAGACAGCCUCUGUGGCCGAUACUACUGCAGCUACUGGAGAUGCCGCAGGUGCCGGCACGUCGCGAGUGGACGAUGCCGCCCAGCCUCCGUCGGCCAAGCCGUCGCGUCCGUCGACCGACCGCCAGGUGCACCACGACGGGCCAGCGGUCGAGGCUAGCGAGCCCGGUUCGCCGGCCGUGCCCGAAGCUGACUAUGCCUGUGAAUCGGAGCUCUCGGCAGGCUCGGCGAGCUCGAUCGCGCUGCGUGAGACUGUGGAGGAGCUCGGUGGCGAUUCAGCGAGCUCCGAUGUCGCGCCGCCAAGGCCGACAGUCACACCGCCGCCGCAGGUGCCCGCAGAGCCGCAAGCAGACACCGUCAGUACCAGCUCUGUGCCGCGGUUUGGCCGCCGCCGCCGCCACCGCCGCAGGCAGCGGUCGGCUGAACCAGCGCCGGCCGAGCCGGCGGUCUCUCCUCACGCAGCCGCGCCGCCGGCUCCCGCGGCAAUCGAGCCCAGUCCGCCGCCCAUUCUACGAGCACAGACCAAGGCCGACUACGCGCUCCGGCUGCUGCACCAAGCCUCGCAGUCCCAUGAUGGCGUCCACGUUCUCCUCUCCCUGGCGGUGGUGGCGGACAAGGUGUUCUUUGGCUUUGCACACGACGCGCGGGUUCGAACGCUGGCGCUCGCGCCGGGCCAGUGGGCGCCGAUGCAGGAGAGGCCGGUUAAGGUUCGCAAGCUUGCCUCUCACGAGCGGACGGGAAACAACGCGGUGCCGACGAUUGCGGCACUGGGCCAGCCGGAGCCGCUGGUGGUCACGGGCGCCUUUGACGGCUCGGUCCUCGCCUUUGGCCUCCGCUCGCGAACCAAGCGUCGGCUUGAUGGCGCGACCGAUGCCGUGCUGACGGUUGCGGUGGGCGCUGAGCUCAUCGCCUCGGGUUCGGCCGACAUGGGCGUCAACGUUUACACUGCGUCGUCAGGCGCGCCGCUCUGUCGGCUCAAGUCGCACACCUCGUACGUGCGGUCAGUAGCCAUCGUCCACUCGCGGGUGAUCUCGGUCUCGGACGAGUCGGGCGCUCAGCUGUGGGACGUGAGCACGCCGACGGCACCGUGGCUGGUGGCAGUCCUCCAUGAGGACGGCUUUCCGCGCGCAGUCCAGGCCGUGGCGCUCGAGUCAGCCGAAAUGGUCGCCCUUGUCUACGCCAACGGCUCGGUCCGGAUCUGGACGGUCGACACGCAGCUGGUAGUCCUCACGCUCCACCACACCGCACCGGUGGCCGACAUGGCGUGGGACGCGGUCACCGCGGCUGUCCUCACCACCGACGGCUCGCUGGUGCUGUGGGACGUUGCCGACGCCGUCGCCUCGCGGGCCUCCGAGUCGCCGUGGGCCACCAACAAGUACUCGGGCGUGCUCGGGACGCUCACACUCCCGACUGGAACCGGCAAGCCGCAGGCUGUUGCUCUCGACGAGACCAGGUUUGUUGUCGCCACCGCCGAAGGCGCGCUGCUCAUUGCGCCACGCCUCCGGGUCCCGCCAUCAAGCCCGCCGCGCCCCGUCUAGUAUCGCGAGGAGUAGACCCGGGUGGUGGUGCCCGGCGCGAGCGACGACCGCGAGAACUUGAGCAGAAUCGACUCGAGCUUGGUCCCCUCGGGCGUGAUCGGCUGGAGGUACGGCUCGAGCUGGGCACGAGUCCAGUGCUGCUGGGCGGUAAAGAGAGCAUCGAACCGC